Molecule: messenger RNA, 3166 nt
Organism: Suillus plorans
Lineage: Eukaryota; Fungi; Basidiomycota; Agaricomycetes; Boletales; Suillaceae
Exons: 12
Coding region: 69-2909 (946 amino acids)
Source: RefSeq, a predicted model, not a curated record
ACCCACGCGAGGGCGACAGACCAAGGAUAACACCUGUGCUCAUAUUACUCCAAACUACUCUUGUGUGAAUGACGGAACUUGACAAGGCUACAGAGGUGCUCAAAGCUGCCGUCAAGCAAAGCGGAAUCGACAAGCGCGUCGGCGAUGUUGUCAGCCAGUUUACUUCGUACCUUAUUCUCUUGAAAUCGUCGUCUCCUUCCUCACAAUCAAUAUCAAAACUUCGUUCUAUCCUUCGUCGACCUCUAGUUCCCUUGUAUGCUGCCGUUCCCGGACCUGCGCUCCAGCUUUCCUCUGCUGUACUUCGAAAAGUAGUCGAUGAAAAACUGAGAAAUGCCCUGAAUACUCAAAAUCUUCAACUAAGCGCCUGGUGGAAUGACGUUGCAGUUGCGCUUUUAUCAGGUGUCCUGGAUUUUCUUGAUAAACACGGUGAUGAUAUGACCAAGGAAACCAUUGCAUUAGCGUUUUAUCCGACUAUAUGCACGCUCUUCUUCUAUCAGGACUCCUCCUUAACACUUUUACCACGAACACAAAGAACGGCAUAUUCUCUGUUACAUGGAACGCUUAGCAGACAUCCAGGCAAUCAACGGAGGCUGCGGGAUCAUGCUGUUCUUGGAGGGUCGCUUAUUGGCAUAGCCAUCUCACAGUCCAAGGACUACCUUGUAAUCGAAGCCCUUCUAGAUAUAGUGGGAUGGUUGAUCCCAAUAACGAACCAAACAGAGAAAGGGACAGUGAAACGGACAGAGUUCAUCAACAACCUUUUUGGUUCCGAGAAGCACUUCAGCUGUAGUUCAGAACUAGUCAACACCCUCCAAUACAUUAGCAGCUCGCACUGGGAGGAUACGGUAAUGAAGAUCAUGGAUACUUUGGCCAGGAGCGAUAUCACCUUCCCUCAAUCAUUUGCCUUGGAUGAAGUCGAAGUAUGCGGCAAAUGUUAUCCUCAACCGACUGCAUUUGACCGCUUGCACUUGGAUAGAGAAUAUUUCCUUGCCAACGUUGUUGAGCAGGAUGAUGUCUGCGACAGCUUGAAGAUCUCCUAUGGUCAUAUACGCUCCGUCACGAUCGACGUGUCAAAGGCGCCACCGCAUGGCAAAGUCAUUGUUCAUGUCGAUUUAACAACUCCACCAAGUAUUGAAGACGUGUCGUUUGACAUCCCGGCAGGUCAAAAGCUUUACUUAAAAUUCGAAAUUCAACGGGAGGAUUUAAGCAGGCUCAUGGAGGCUUUACGGAGGCGUGGUAUAGUCAAGCUCAGUUUCAUAGGUGAAAAUCCCCAACAACAAGCUAAAAAACGGAGAAGUGUUGGUCUCGCACAUAGCAUCAGACUUUCGGGCGACUCUUCACCCUCACCACAAGGGUCACAGUAUGAGGAUAAAGUUAAACAUGUUCAAAAUGUGUACGAAACCAACUUCCCGGAUGAUGCACGAUCUAUCACUGCCCACUCUGAGCAAGAAUCCAUGUCGGCGCAGCAGGCGCUACCCCGAAUUCCGGCUAACCAGCCUGAGGUUCAGGAGUUCAAAAAUGACGCCAGCGCUGAGCGUGCCCAAAAGAUUGUCCCCAGACCCCGGCCUGUAUCCAAGUCCGCGAAAAAAGUUGCGCCUCUUCCAAUUACUCCGCCUCGCAAAAGUCCUGCAAAAGACGAUCCCAUUAGUGCAGUACACGUCUCCGUGUUUGGCGAAAGCGAUGACGAGCUCCCCGAAAUAUCUGACGACGAACUUCUCAAACCUGUCGCCGACGUUCGCCUCAUAGUCCAUCCAGCACAAAUUGUCAAAGCCACACCAGCUCACAGUCUUAGCGCAAAAAGCAUCAGUUUUCAACCAGCGCCUCCGACCAAACGCAUCGCCAAGCGAAGGUUAAUUGUGGAAUCCGACGAAGAAGAGAUACGAGCCACGCCCAAGGCCGCUCAGAGGGCGACAGUUUCACCAGCUAAGCCAGACAUUAACGUAAAGACGGCAACGACAGAACUUAGCAAGACACGCCGCAUCGAUGGCAAAUGUUCUUCCACCCUGCAGUCGCCUAGCACUAUCGAUACAGAUCCAGAAAACGUUCCCCUGGAAGUCAAAAGGCCGAGUACACUAUCCAACAAAGAGACCAGUCACCCAGGACCAACCAAUAAUGUCGCCAGAACACAUCUCGACGACGAUGCCUUCUUGCAAGAUGCUUCUGUUGUACCACCAUGCAAGGCUAUACCCGACGCGGAACUGACUGCACACGGAAUCAUACUAACUUCACCUAUGAAGAAUCUGGCGACAGGUAAAGAAACUAUGAGGCGUGUGCUCCCUUCAAAACUCGCAGAUUUAGCCAAUAUACCAGCGAAGCUGGCAGGCACUCGACGCAAACGGGAUGACGCAAAUUCCUCCACGAGAGCACCCAAGGUUCCAGAGGACGAUCAUCCACCCAAGAAGAAGGCCCGUAACACUGGCGACAUCCCUAUCAAGCGUGCAGCAAGUAUACUUCCUGACCCUUUCGAACCGUCAACGAUAUCGAUAACUAUCGCGAAGGCUCCCAGGAAGUACGGAAAGAAAGGGAAGGCACUGUCACCUAUUCCACCAGAGAACGUAGACUUUGACGAAGUUCCUGGAGCAACUUUGAGAGGGAAGACGAACGCGCGAGCGAAGCCAGUCAGGGCUUCCAAACCGGCCCCGAAGAAGGUUCCAACUCCGAUUUCUGGCAAACAAACCCGCGCGGGCGUUAUGCGACGCAGGAAGCCUGAAUUCGAGUCGCCCGAAGAGAUCAACCCGAAACUCCAGCCCUCAGAAGCUGGCACCGGGAUAGUCGCUGCACCAGAAUCAGUUGAUCAAAUUACGAAAGUAGAACCCCUUCAUAACGAUGCAACCAACACUCCCUCCGUGUCCCUUAAGCCAGAGUCGGCAUCAAGAGAGCAAGCCAAUAAGGUUUGUCGCUUCUUCCUUUGAUCAUCCACUCCCCUUAUUGCAUACAAGAUGGACAUGGACCGGACGGGCGCGAGCACCAGGACCAAGACUGGAGACACUAAUGCAGUGGUACUAACCAAGGUGUCACUAACGCCCCAAAAACUAUCAUUUCAGAUAACCGAAAAGAAACCAUCAACUCCAGAGCGUGCUCAUACUCCCAAACCAAAGAGGGCACCUUGGGAGGACCCGAUAUUCGUUGCACAACACGCCCCGGCCGAGGAAGUGAAGCCUUUGGGGGU